This is a messenger RNA of Wallemia mellicola CBS 633.66, 741 nucleotides long. RefSeq names its product urease accessory protein UreF. NCBI's taxonomy places the organism in Eukaryota, Fungi, Basidiomycota, Wallemiomycetes, Wallemiales, Wallemiaceae. The record is from RefSeq and is a predicted model, not a curated record. The transcript is spliced from 3 exons. Bases 1 to 741 code for a protein of 246 amino acids. Gene Ontology annotation, molecular function: nickel cation binding.
AUGCCGUCAUCUGCUGAUAUUGAGUAUCUCAAGCUCUUGCUGUCUGACUCAAAUCUGCCAACUGGUGGUUUCGUAGCUUCUUCAGGACUCGAGUCUUUCGUCGGACACGGUUAUCUAAGCGAAACCAAACUCGUAGACUUUCUAGCAUUCAGUUCUGAGAAUACAUCAAGGACUACACUGCCAUUCAUCAAAGCAGUCUACGCGAUCCUCGAAUUGGAAACCUCGAUCGAUGAGAAGAUAGAUCGACUGAUAAGAUUGGAUAGAAUUCACGAGGCUCAGAUGCUAAACAAUGUUAACAAACGAGCUAGUAAGGCUCAAGGAAUUGCUAUGUUGACGCUUUACACAAAAUCAUUCGGUAAUGAUGCCCUCAUCGGUCGUUUCAAACUACUCACUCGGAAGGCACAAACCGAGGGACAUUUGGCCAUAUGUUGGGCUUUAAUGACAGCCACCUUGGGACUUCCUUUGUAUGAUUCACAACAACUCUCAUUAUUCCUACAAGCACGCUCUGUAUUGAGUGCAGCAGUGAGACUCAAUAUCGUAGGUCCUUAUGCUGCCCAAAAGGUCCUUUUGCACGACGUGCGUCAACUCGUUGAAGUUGCUUUCGAAGCACACAAAUUGGCUAACGUUGAUGAUGAUGAAGGUGACGACGUCGAUGAUAUAGGACCAGCUACCACUUGGCCACUCAUAGAAUUACUCAGCAGUAGACAUGAUAUGCUUCACACAAGGAUCUUCAAUAGUUAA